AUGCGAGAAGAGCAGACUACUGGCACCGCGCAACUAUCCGAGGAGCAGGUACCCUCGAAGAAGAAUCGUUAUCGGAAACCAAAGCCAUGGGACUCGGACGAUAUAGAUCACUGGAAAGAAGAUCCUUUUAGUGAAAAGGAUUCCUCAGGGCCUUUUCUUGAAGAAUCUUCUUUCGCGACGCUUUUCCCGGCAUACCGGGAGCAGUAUCUGCGUCAAAUAUGGCCACUCGUGACACAGCAUCUGCAGAAAACAGGUAUCGCCUGUGAACUGAACCUCAUCGAAGGCACUAUGACCGUCCGAACAACGCGCAAGACCUACGAUCCUUUUGCAGUUUUCAGAGCGCGAGACUUUAUCAAGCUGCUUGCGCGCUCUGUGCCAGUACAGCAAGCAGCGCGCAUCCUGUACGACGAAAAGCUGUACUGCGAUAUCAUCAAAAUCAGUGGCUACGUUCGAAGUCGGGAUCGUUUUCUUAGACGUCGAGAGCGACUAAUCGGUCCGAACGGCAGCACGCUGAAAGCGAUCGAGCUGUUAACGAACUGUUACGUGCUCGUUCAGGGGAACACGGUUGCAGCGAUGGGCGACCACAAGGGUCUGAAACAGGUGCGCCGCAUCGUCGAAGAAUGCAUGCAGAACGUCCAUCCCAUAUAUAAUAUUAAGAGACUGAUGAUCAAACGCGAGCUUGCGAAGGACCCAGAGCUUGCGAAAGAAAACUGGGAACGCUUUUUGCCGCAGUUCAAGAAACGAAACCAGAAACGGCGCAGAGGAAAGCAUCAAACUGAUCAACAAGAGGGCGGGAGUAAGGCUUAUGAGCCGUUCCCGCCUCCGCAACGACCGCGCAAGAUUGACCUCAUGAUCGAAAGCGGUGAAUACUUUUUGACAGAGCAACAGAGAGACCAAAAGCGGAAAACGGAGCGGGAACGAAAGUCGGAAGCGGUAGCACUAGAGCGUCGGAAAGAGCGGGCCAAGGUUUGGGAUGCGCCCUCUCACGAACAAAUGGCCCAAGCCCGGGAGAAAAGACGCCGCCUCCUGGAGCAAACAUCAUCCGAGGCUGUCUGA
Cyanidioschyzon merolae strain 10D is the source of this 1056-nucleotide messenger RNA. RefSeq names its product ribosomal RNA assembly protein mis3/dribble/Krr1p. The transcript has a single exon. The record is from RefSeq and is a predicted model, not a curated record. Gene Ontology annotation, molecular function: RNA binding. Lineage: Eukaryota; Rhodophyta; Bangiophyceae; Cyanidiales; Cyanidiaceae. Gene Ontology annotation, cellular component: small-subunit processome; nucleolus. The coding region runs from base 1 to 1056 and encodes 351 amino acids.